CCCUGAGAGAUAUUCUGGCUCCUUUAGAAAAAUGUUCCAAAGGGUUGUUUCUCGUCAGUCAAUUAUUUGAUGAUAGUCAUUUGAAAUUCACCCUAAGGGACCUCUUAUCUGCCCUGCAAGGUUUCCUUAAAUUCGAUCCCAACAUAGGCUUACCUGGUACGCUAAGUUCGGAGCGAGUUUGAAACCGAUUGGCUUCUUUCGAAUGAUCAACUUCCGCAGGGCCAUUGAGGCCCUUCCGUCGUGCUGGUAUCAAUAAACUUCGUGUACUUCUUGCAGAAAGUAACUAAGGAAAUGCAUUUCUAGGCAACUUUAACCCCAUCCGCACUAGCAUCGUGCUUCAACAACCAUGCGAACUUUUCUUUCAGCCACGGGAUAGUAUUUUCGCGUCCAUCAAAUUAGCACACGUUAUUCUGCGCUAAGUCUGAAGAACCCACGUUGGGCGCUUAACAAUUUUCCCCAUUUCUCCGUGAGAUAGGUAGCGUUGCGAUCAUAUGUGAGCCGGCUAGAAUCGCCCCACAUAUGAGCACAUAUACAACACAAUCGCUCGCAUAUCGUUCAACUGCGGCUUCUCAGGCAACACAGAAAACUUUUUUGAAAACAUACAAACCUACAGAUGGAAGAACACACACAUUUCUACACAUCUACCUCGCGAUCGCGGGCAAUGCGCAUUAUCAACAAUAUGAGUACGUAGAAUAUGUGCGAUCGCAGAAAACUUCAAGACCUCGCGCGGUCGUCUUCGCACAUUUUCUUGGCUCAUCGUCUCUCCAUACUUCGUAUAGCUUUUCACUUAUUACUAAGUUGAUAAUAAAUAAAAUAAAAUUUGCGAGCACCCGCACGUAGCUUAUAUAUUGAUGUAUAAAUGAAGAUGUGUUUGUGUUUUCAAUAAAAUUUAAAACAAAAAAAAAUAAAUUUUUCCGAAAUAUCGGAAGAAAAAAUAUCGAGAAAAAUACAAAAAAAUCUGAAAAUUAAAAAUAAAUCAGAGAAAAAAAUGUCCAUGGAGUGUUGGGAGCUCACAGUUUGAAUUCAUGAAUAAUCCAAGUCUUUGUCGUGAAAACUUCUGGGUAGUGCGUCGCUAAGAAAUAUUCCGAGUGAAAAAAGGCCGGUACGAUUCUGAGUUGCAACCUUUCCGGAAAGUCGUCUGAAACGUCUACGGGUCGUGAGUGUUUGCUGAAAUUUCGUACACGUUGUGAGCGAGUGGGCAAGACAGGCCGGCAUGCCCAAACAUCGACGCAGGAAGAACCAGCGGCGUCUCGAUAGUAAGAGCAUCAAAAAUAGCCAAUUGAAAAACCAACAGCUAAAACAAUUGCAUCGAGAUGAGCAAGCCGCAGGCGAUAUCGAACAAAAAGACAGAAAAGAUUCACAGAAUGAAGACUGUCUCGAAGAAAGAUACUCUGAGGAGGAAGUAGAGGCGCCUGCAGAUGUAUCCAAUACUUCAUGUUCCCCAGCAGAUAAGUGCGGUAAUGAGAAUCUUACGAUCGACGCGGCGACUGCUGAAAUAUCUGGAACGGAGCCAACUGAAAUUCAGACAUUAGCGGAUCCUGAUGUUGCUGGCGGCGAAUGCUGUCAGCAACAUCAACUUACAUCGAGCGCUGAAAGCACUUGUGCGAUCAGUGAGGACAUUAUUGAUGAUCAAAAAUCAUCUUGUCCAUAUUUUUCAGAUACACAAGCGGAUGACCAAGUAAGCACAACGGAUUCGACCCAGUCGGUUAUUAGUGCGGCUGGUCAACCUUCCGCAAACAAUUUACCCUCGCCGGUUUCGUCGGAAAACGUGGAAACGGAAAUCCCAAACGCUACCGUUGAUCUCGACCCUGCUGUCACCGGGACGGCGCCUAGUGAUGAUCUAAGUACAUUGGACUUAAGCUCAACAAUACGGGAACCACGAUCACAUUCGUUCUCGGAAUCUGCAGAUACAUCUACAUUGAAAGACGAGAGCGGCACUGGGGGCGGAUCAAAUGCGGGAGAUCCAACAGCGCAAUCACCACAACCGUCGCCGGAUAACGAGAUUAGCGACAAUCAAACUGCAACAACUUGUGAUAUAACGGCAACAACAACAACGACGUCAACACUAACAACGACCACGGCAACAACGAAAGCUUUAACUGGAAUCAACGAUCAACUUAUCUGUGAUAAUGCAAGUGAGACUAAAAUAGAUCAAACAAUUGCUACUUCUAGGGAAGAUAAACACGUCGGUGAAAAUAUUGAAGAAAUGUAUUCUCCAUCAGGUUCAGAAGCAGAAUGCAACCAGGAGUUCAGCCAUUUAGAAACCAAUCAAUCCGCUGUCGCAUCAGCUCCAGCUAGGAACGUGCCAACUCUGUCGGAUGCUGUAUCGGUAAUAUCCAACAAAAUUGCAAUGUUAUGUGAUGAAAUUACCUCCGCAGUCAGUCAACCUAAAAACGAUGAAACCGAUAGCAAACCCGUUAUUAUGGAAGAAGCAAAAGUAUCUUGUGAAGUAAACGAGCAGCUUUCGGAAGCUAAAGAUAAAGUUGAAUCUAGCCCUAGUCCUAAUGUCAUCUCUGACAGUUCUAAGUCCCAAGCAGGUCCUAUCGACGAACAUCAAAGGGUGUUAGACAAUCCCAAUGCCACCCCUGUCGAUACUAUUGACACAGAAAUCAUCAAAAGCAUUUCAGCCGAUUCAAUUACGGAUCAAAUGAACAUCGAUGCCCAAGACAUUCCUGCGGAAUUGAUGAAAAACGUAAAAGCUCCAACCCGUCAUCCGAUUGUUCAGGAAGUAAUCACCAUCCUCUAUCCAUCCCGUGUCGAGUCUCCCAAACCAUUGCGACCAAAGCGAGCUGCCUAUCCUUUGACUAAAAGCAAAAGUCUCGAUGAUGACGACAUUAUGAUUCAAGAGAUGAACGAUGCCAGUUCAAUGGGCGACAUAAACGAGAAUCAACCCAUGAUAUCUGAAGCGUCAGAAUCUGGGACAGAUACAGAUACGGCGCCAACAGAAUUUGAAGAAAAGCUUGAUCCUCGUAUACUCAGUAUUCAGACAUUGCCGCUUGAAAGCUCUCUACAAGAUCAUAUUGAAAAUAAUGGUUCACAACAACAACCAACCGGUGAAGCUGCACAUGAUAAAAAAGGAGGCGAUUCUCAGGACACGAAAGCACGACGAGCUCGAAAUCGUGCUGCUUUGGAAAUGCAUUUCUUUCCUCAAUUUCUCAAUCCAAGAUAUUUGGAUAGCAUUAAGGAAGAGAAUAGUGACACUAGCGAUUUAGACAGCAAGUCACCUGUACGCGAGCGUUCUUCUUCAUCUUUGGGAGAUUUGGAGGACGAUGUUUUUUCAGCGCAUGCUUCAAAUGGAAGGCGUUCUUCGGCUCCAGCAACACCCACAACUCCUUCUACUCCAAAAGCGGAUACCGUAUUUCCAAAAAGCCAUCUUGACUUUUCACACAUGCGAAAGCAUGGUCCUAGCCUACGAUCGCCGCAAACCAGCGUGAUCCGGGAGGAAUCUCCCUGUUACGUGGUCGAAACUAAGAUCAUCGAACCACCAGAAGCGGUCGAAGAACGAUGCUCUGAAUGGACAACGAAGCAUGUUGCAACCAGCACUGAAGGUGCUGAAGUAGUUUACAUUGACUCUGCUUCUAGCAGUUCUUCCGAUCUAAUGGAGCUAGACUAUACCGAUAGCACGGUCCCAGGCGAUACUACGGAAGAUGAAUCCAGUGAAACCAUUCACAUUGAAACACCAACAAUUGAGGAAAAUGAGGACGCCGCUAAUAUUUUUGGCGACCUGGAAAAAACUCCAACAAGGGAAAUACCAGAUACAAUUCCAGAAACAUCCAGAGAAGUUCGACAUUUCACAACGGUAACGUCUGUGCAAAAAAGUAUCACCAUCCAAAAGAAGGAACACAGUGAACGCUUCUUCAACAAUCAGGAACUAAACCAAAAUGCGCCGCAAAAUCCGCUCUCUACAGAUCAUGAAAAACAAGAUAAUCAUCAACAACCUGUUAAUGAUUAUACAAUUCAAAACGAACCAGAUACUGCUACAAUACAUUUCCCGAAAUUCCCCGAAAGCUCUUCCGCGCAAAAUGAUGGCGUGACGUCGGAUGAUCCAUCUCUGAGUAGAGAAAGACUUUCAUGCAUCUCAAAUGCCGGUCAAAGUGCAGUUGAACGCGAGACAUUGGUCAACAACAAUACCAGUUCGACUUCAGGUGAACAACAAUCAACGAUACAAAGGCCUGACUUUAAAAUUGGUGAACCGUGUUCUAAUAAUAUGUUUGCCACGUUUCUAAAUUCCCUUAUUGGCAGUAAUAGUACUAAUAGUGAAGAUCCCUCCCAAACCUCCUCAUCCGCUGAAGCUAAUAAACAAGUGACCGGUGAAACAAGUAACGAUCGUGGUGAAUUAGUUCGUCAAGACUCAUCAGGAAGUCAUUGUUCGGGCCAAAGUCAAACCACUGUUAUAAAUAGGGGUCCCCCGUCGCAAACUGAUCUUGCUGAUUUUGAUAUCGGACCUUGUGUUUCAGGAUCGUCUAACGAGUUUGCCGGCACGGAAUAUACAUACCGAACAGUCUUCACCUAUUCCCCCAAGGGCCUGCGUCAGUUAUGUUUGGAGCUGCUCGCCUCCAUGCCCUACGGUAAUAUCGUGCUGGAAGAGUUAGCAUCAGUGUCCGAAUCGAUCAAUGAUCUGACGCAAGUACAUCAGAAGUUCCAAGAAUUGAAAAUCAAAAAUACACAAGGCAGUGAAGACAUGCCCUACCCGCUUCCAGAACUACCAAAAAUUAGUGAUUUGGUUGUUCCGAAUCGUCCAGAUGUUCCAUCCCACGUUAAAUUAAUGGCGGCUCCGCCAACUAAACUGCAAUCACCACCACCACCUCCUGUUCCAGAUCGUCCCAAAAUGGAGGAAGCUUGGCUAGGAGUACCCACCGAUCAAGACCCCAGUGUCCUUGUAUGCCUCUCGCCUGCCCAGCGAGAUUAUAUAAAUAACAGUACACAGAGCCAGAAAUCUAGGCCAGAUCCAACUCCAGAUAACCUACUCGACAUGCAUCGGAAAUUCGUGGAACGUCGUGGAUAUCACGAGCUUCCCUCACAGCUGGUCGAUAAAAUUGAUCGCGGAAAAUCAUCGACGGAAAAACUCGAUCAGGUUGUGUCAUCGACGCAAUUAAGAAAAAGCACAUCCCCGCCACCAAUUCCACCUCCACCUGCAGCUGAUUUAUUAAAGGAAUAUGACGAAACUCAGACCAAGGCGAAUGUGAACUCUACGGCAACACAACAAUCCGAAAGUGAUUCUAUUGCUCGUGGUAACGAUCGUUCUGCCGAUGGUGAUUUGGCCGACAAGAAUAACCACAGAUUGUUGGCAAUAAUCCGAGACUCUCAGCAAGCCUUGAGCAGUGACAAACAAACAAUCCAAGAGAAAGUAGAACACCAAACAAUCGUCAACAAGUCACAACGUACAUCGCAUACCCAAACUCAAACCGGUCCAGGACCCGAAAUUACCCCAAGAUCCUCAGACAUAAAAGAUCGUCAACCACCGGAAGUACCGCCUAGGUUUUCGACAAGUGAUUCCCGAUCUCACGAAACAGCUGCUUCUACUCCCAGAUCGAACCCUCCGAGCGAAAUGUCAUCCACAACCAGUACUAACUUCAGUAACAACCCCUGGUGUGAUCCUUUCGAUUUUGGCUCAACCGAUCCGCGAAAACGUUUCUCAAAUAUUGAACUAAAGUCGCCGUUCUGUACGCAGUUGAUGCAGACGCAGCCCAAGCGGUAUUCAAACAUCGAAACCACAACGACCACAUCGAAGAAGCGCAUCGAGAAUGGAAAUGUGAUCUACGACGUAUCAGACACAAGUAAGGAAAAAAUCACUAGUGGUGAUGAUCAAUUAGAUUCAAAAUUUCUGAAUGGUGAACGUGAUAUCCGGGAAAAGUUUGCGUCAGAUCUCAAGUUCGGAACAGCCGGGAGCGAUCAUAAGACUACCCCAUCAGCACAACAGCAGCCUUCAACUGAUGCCGGGAAAACAGAUCGGAAAACUUAUGAACAGACUAGUGAGCAGCAUGAGUCUCGGGAGGAGCAGCAUCACUCCACGAAAAGUUUCAGCCAAUUUUUCGAAAAUAGACCAAAAUUCAGCGAUGAGACAUCAGCAUCGAAGGAGAAGAAAGAUGAUCACUUCGCAUAUGAUGAAUUUCGGCGACGUGCCAAAGAAUCCGCUGCGGAGCGAGCAAAAAGUGAAUUUCUUGAGCGCCAGAAUUAUUUACUCAAGGAUUUCGAUGAACUCACUAAAUUGAUAAAUGAAGAUCUGUUUCAUAGCGAUGCGGAAUCGAAAGUAUCGAAAAUGUCGACAACAACUACGUCUACAAGGGCGGAAACUGCGGAUAAGACUAAAUUUACUGAUACCUCGGAAACUACACGUGGAAGUGUGCCGACCUUUGCUGAUUCCGGUCCGAAAAUUCCACCAACAGGUGGAGUUCGCGUCUUCAAUGUUCCUAUCAAUGUCACUGGAGACACAAAAAAGACGGAAGAACACUUUGAAAGCAAGACUCACUCUGAGACUAAAGAACAUAAAGUGUAUAAUAUACCGAUUCAGGUGGAAGGUUCUGAGAAGAAAAAUGAGAUGCCAACGCGAGAUCAGCCACAGAGGUCGUCUGAAUUUCCACGGAGCGAUCAGUCGAAGAAGGAAGAUGUUCCUAGAGUCCGAACUGUCCCAAUACAAAUUGAAGGCUCCCGGAAGCAAGUGCCUUCAAGUAUGCCUGGUUCGCUAAGCUCCACUCCAACUGGCCAAUCGCGUCAUCAAAGGGAACGCCACUUAAGCGAAAGGCGUCUCAGUUCACAGAAUCUUGAUGAGUGGAUGCGUUACAUUGACGACCUUGGAGCAUCGUCAGAGAAUAUUACGAAACCACUCCAAAAGGAAGUGGGUCUAUGUGCCUUUGGACGCCGCGCGAAUAUCCGAGCACCCAGAAUCACUUCAGAACCAGGCAGUAACCUCACUUCUAGGCUCAGUCAAUCAACAAGCAAUCUUUCUACAAUAGGAACAAGCCGGGAUCAUUUCUUUUCUAGUCAUCAGUUCGGCAGAACUAACUCAUUAAUAGAUACCACACCAAUUUCCCCAUUUGUGACUCCUAGAAAUGUGAGGCGAUCGUCACUACCAAGGGAACUCAGUGACUCCCAAUUUGAAUACAUCCGGCAAAAGGAAGCAGAGUUGCGAGAAGAAUUUGACAAGCUGGAAAGUGAUCGUAGACGUCUCAUGGAAGAAAUGGAUCAAGCACACUUCAAGAAUCGUCUUCGCAAGGACGUUCUGCAUCAUCGCUCCUGCCGUUUGCCCACUCUAUCCGAGGACGAAGCAUUCCGGCAACAGAUGCAUGACGAAUGGCUCGAUAAAGUUGCUGAACGAGAGGAACGCCGGCUUCACAAAAUAGUUAAAAUCUCAAACACUUCAGAUGACAUAGCACCCGAAGUUCCUUCCCGAAAUAUGAAGAAAGCAGCAUCAACCACAAACAUUAGCGAUGAGUUUCUUAGGCGUGUCAAGGAGCGUCGUUCUAAACUGUGUUUACCGUCCGACAGUGAUUGGGAGAGUGGUGCCGAAUCACAGCCGGCUCCCAAACGCGAAAAGGAUACAACACCACCACAAGUGAAAGUGAUUGAAGGACAAAGUGAACGUGAUUUUAAGAACCUUCCGCCGCAUUUAAGAGAAUUCGCGGAAAUAACUAAUCAAAUAAUUCAACAGCAUUAUCAUGACCAGGAGACAUCCUCCACAGAGCAGAGAACAACCAAGACUACAUCAGGCAGCGAUGUGGUGAAGGAAGAGGGAUCUCAUCAAACUACGUCAGGAAGUAAACCUGAACCCAAGAAGCUUACCACAAUCUUACGUACUAAUAAGGGAGACGAUAAGAAAGGCAACAAAACAGAAACACGGAAGAAGGAGACCCGCUUUAAACUAACCCCUGACCGUCGAAGCUGGUCCGAAAGCGAUCUAUUACGGGAGAUUGAUAAUGCCUUGACCUUAUCUAAAGGCUUUCUUUACGGUCGGGGCGUGUGGUCACCAAAUAGAACCGAAACCUCAACAACAACCAGGAGUACUACUACGCAUUCAACAUCAUCCAGCCAACAAGGACCACCACCACCUCCUCCGCCACCAGUUUGGAGUCCACAAGCAUCUCCAACGCCCAAUCGCAAGGAGUUUCGCCCAGUGAAGUUCGAGUCACCUGUUCUUCCGCGCAAAUACACGACUCAGCGUCAUCACUCCGGCCCCGUGACUCCACCUUGGAAUAGCGACGACUCAAAACCUCUAUACAACACUCAGUCAUCGAGUUGUUCGAAUCUGUCUAGGGAUUGUUACACAACCUCACAGCCUCAGCAGCAAUACCAACAUAAUCUGCGUAAAUCGGAAAGUGUUGGAGGCAACUUGGCACCACGGCCUUCAGGCGCCUCCUAUACUGAAACAAAUCGCCCGCAAAUUCCAAAGGACCAGACACCGGCGUUUGUGAGGCCAAAUGAAGUUAUUUAUCAACUCAAAAACGAGUACAUGAGCGAACCCGAAAGUGAAAACGACCGACCCAAAAAGAUGGCACAGUUGGCCCGUCGACAAUUCGACGGGAUUGGGCCAACAACAAAAGAUGGAAUGCCAAUCGUACUGAGAUCGGAAGUCAAAGAAAAUAAUCAGCACCAGUGGUAUAAGAGGAUGUAUAACACACUGCACAAGGCCAAACCUCAUGAUGAAUGUGUGACAAUCCGGUAUAAAACCCAUCGAGGUCGCUACCCAUACAAAUCGAACGGAUAUAUGUCUGAGCCAGAACCCAACUACGAUUCAGAUUACUCAACAAUGAAAUACCAUACAUUGGAUCGAAGACGUAUCCCAUCAACUGGAAGUUAUCAGGAAGAGAGAACUUACGGUACAAUGCCAAAUCCUGUUCGUUCUAGUACGGGAUCCUAUAAAAAUCAACCAGGAAGGAUAGAAAAUUAUGUUCCUGGCCACUCAUCUGUUUCCGACAAGGAGAAGAAAGAGUGGUGGGACGAAGUGAUGGACAUUUUCGACGGGCACUUGGAGCAACAGAAACUCUCAAACAACUACACCGAAGGAUAUUUGUCGAGAGCACUCAAGGAGGAUGCUUACGAUAGUGAUUCAAACUUGAUUUUCCGUAAGAGGCAGGAAUCUCACUUCGCUCCGCUCAGUCCAAUCGAACAAAAGCAGGCUUACCGUAGCGUGCAAGCGGGUGGUGAACCCCCAUUGCAAGGCUUUAGAAAAUCAGCUCCGGAGAAACCAAAAGAUGAUCAGGAAAUUGAAUACUAUCCUAUCACUCCAACGUUAACCAAAAUUCGUGUUCAUACCAGUUCCGAAAAGCAAAAACUACCUAUUCCUCCACCACAACAAGAAAUAAUUUGCUACCCCAUAACAAACAUUUCGCGUCCGCUCGAUUUAUUUGCGCCAUUCCCGAAAAACGUGCCAUCAUUUAUACCAGUUAACCCACCUCCUCCACCGUGCCGAAAGUCUUCACGAUCAAGUACUUCCUUGAAAGUAGUUUCGUCUCACUACUCCACUAGUUCCGGUGCUGGCACAUCAGCUAAGCCCAUUGACGCGCGUCAUGAAGCCUGCUUCCGAUCAGACUACUACCAAAAGGAAUCACCUAGCAACAAGUUUGGAACUUUGACAAUUAAAAAACAUGUCAAGCAUGAGCCAAUAGUUCGCUCGAAAUCAACGGGAGCAGUUAGGUCAUCCAGUCGUCUAUCAACGGUUGUAAAAGAAGAGAAAAGACCAACAGGAAGCACUCGCAUCUCUCGGAAACAAUUGGUUCGAGUACGUUCUGUAAGUCCAGCCAGACUAAUAACGCGAACUACUGAUCUGAGAAAAUCUAGUCCAAGUCCUGUCGCCUUCGGUCGAAGUAUCUCGAAGGAACGGAUGUUUGCUGAGGAAAGGAAAAGACUUGAGCAAUCACUACCUUUAACUAGAAAAAGCUUCACUGCCAGCACGAACAUACUCAAAGAUCCUGCACUUAAAUCUGCCGAGGAAGUAAAAAAAGCUGUUCGUACCUCGUAUACAUUGGCAAAAGGAGGGAAGACCAUUCCAACUUCAUCUAGGACAGCUUCUUUUGUUGGUAGCGUUACAAAAAGAAAUAUCGGACUUGGCAAAAAGGAAGAGGAAAACAUGAGAGUAUCAAUUUCAUCAUCAUCAAGAGGGCAUGAAUCAAGGAAAGACACCGCAAGAGUUCCAUUAGUAACCAGAGCCUCACUCCAUGCUACACAAACCUCUGAGAAGAAAACGCCAAAACAAUCCACGAAAACCAGUUCAACUCUUAGCCUAGCUCGAACAAGCUCCACUUUUUCCGUUGAUUCGUCAGGCUCCCGCAAGAAAGACUCAAAGAAACCAUUGACAAUAACAAGAUCAGCCUCCCGAGACGCGGCAACACCUCGCACUAUCUCCGGGCGAUCUAAGCCAAAAACAAAGCCUCCACCGAAGGAAAUUGUGGCUUCUAGUAAGCUCUAUAAACGUAUCGAGGCUGAAAGAAAAGACGGAGGACGCGUUGAAGCUGAACUUAAACGAGAACUCAAUAAUUCUAUUGUUGAGCAUCAUGAAGCCGUGCGUUCUGAUAAUUUUUUUCAAAACCUUUUUCUCAGAGAUGUUUCCCCUGGGACAUCACUGACUGAAAAUGAGGCACAGCAAUCUUAUUCAGUUUUAGAGAAGGCACACUAUUGGAAUACCCUCUCAGCAAGGUCUGAACCGUCUUUGCGCCGGACAAGUGUCUACCUCUCUCAAAGAAAGCCAGUGAGUGAUUCAAAAUUUCUAACUAUGGAGAGUAAACACAUUCACAAGUCUCGAAGUUUGAGCCCGUCAUACAGAAGGUCAAGUUCUGGUGGGCGUGUUCUGGAGCAAGUUUCAAAGUUUGAUUCCAUUUACCAAAUGAGCGAUGAUGAUGAGUCUGAAUUUGGGGACUCUAGACCUGGCAAAAUGGAAGAGCUAAUCUACAAAUAUGAACAAAGGAGUAGUAGCGAACCCCGUACUAGAACUUACCUGACAGAAGUUAUUGCACCAAAUUCGCCCACAGUUAUACAUGGGCGUCAAACUCUCGAAUACUCGCGUUCUGUGUCCCCAGUAACACGGGAGAUUAUAAGACCACCUACACGUGAGGUUCGCUCGCCAUCUCGCAGAAGAAUUGAUAGCUUGCGAGAGAGUCAACGUGCUGAAACAAGAAGAGUUAUUAGAGCCAGUAGCUUAAGCAGCGCUGAUGAUCGGCCUCGUCAUAGGAUUUACGCAAACAGUGAAUUAUCUCACAGUACUGGAUCCCUGAAUGUAAUUGAAAGACACGCAGCGAUAUGCCGACACCGCGCGUCUCAUAGAUUUAAAGACUUAAAUCGCUUCUAUAGAAAUUUGGAACGUGUUGGGCAGUUAGAGAGAGCAACGUCAUCUACGGACCUACAUCCGAUACGUAGAGAAGGGGAGCUCAUUGAUUUUGAUGUUUGGAAAAAAGUGAGAGCACAUGAAAAAGCAGAGAAAGAGUUGACCCACUUGGUAGAUAAACUAAAAGUAGAUCAACGCGAAAAAGAUUUGUUUUUUCGUCCAAAGGAUAUAGCUGAUGUCAAAUGGAAUAAGAGAGCAGAUAGCGGGUUAAGAUGUAAGGAAAAAUCAGUUGAAGAUCUCAAAGAAGCCUUUGAGCGUAAGGCACACGGAGAGGAGUUCGAAGAAAUCAGGCAAUCUGAAAUUUCCUCAUCAAAAGAUAUUUACAAGCCAUACUGGCGUGGGAGCUCAGUUGUAGAUUCAGCAUCAAGCAUGACCGUCAAAUACAAUACACAACCGAAAGCCGCGACCAGAAGGCGAGAUGACCCCCGGCUUUUUUUAAGCAAUAAUUUAAUCAGUACAUUGUCUAAGGAUCAAGUAACUAAGAUCAAAAGCCAGCUUAGCGAGAUAUAUAGCAGUUCACCUGGUCCAUCCCCAAAAGGAAAAUGUGAAGUGAAGGAGGACUACAUCAUAACUGUCGAAGAACCUUCAAAAAGUAAAGUCGAUUCUCUGAAGGUACGUUGUAAUUCUUCGAUAUCCAAGGAAGAGCUCCUUGGACCAAUACUCAGGAAAAAAGAGGCACAAAUUCGAUCCAUGCGAAGUGAGUCCUUAGAGAGACGGCCUUCUCCGCCACGUCCGCCAGCCCAAAGUCGGACCUUUGAACGAAUUUCCCGAGAAGUUAGCACGCGCAGUGGACCCGAGUUAUCGGAAGUUGAAAAGAAGCGUCUGUCAUUCACUAUCAGCCGCGAACUGCAAGAUAAAGUUCUGGAGCAUAAAAAUCGCAACUUGUCUCCUUCUCUACUAGCUCGUGAGACUAGAGGAGCGGUAGCUGCAGAAAAUGCCAAGAAAUCCCUGCCUGAUCCCAAUGCAGUCAGGGAGUUCAUUUCUAUUGAACAAGUGUCUCAAAAACAAAGCCAGCCUCAAGGCGGUUUAUCAGAAGAACGCAAAACAAUUCGUGUAAGAAGAUCUUCUGGAGGUGAAUCUGAGUCGAAUACUUCAGAUAUUUCAAAAACUACAGUUAUAUACAAGGGGAAGCAAACCGAUGGAAUUCUGCCUAAAAUCAAAUAUUUCGAAGAGAAGAAAGAGGAAGAGCCACCAAAAACAAUAUAUCAUGCUCGCGAGUACUCAUCACCUGAUGAAGAAGAGGUUCUUAAAGCGAUUGAGGAAAAGAUGAAAGCUCGCGAAAGGGAAGGCCGAGAGAAGCUUAUCAGAAAACAUACCGAACUCAGCUCGUCAGCUUCGGAUUUUAGGGAACUUUUUGGAGAACGUUCUUCAAAUUUUCCCGUACCGCCUCCACCACCACCCCCAGAUGAAAAGCACGAACAACCGCAUUCCCUCGACAGGCCACCGUAUCGUUCUUCAUCUCUCUCCCUCUCAAAUGGCUCCAGUUUUGAAUCUCUUUUUCGGUCACGUAGUGUUUCUCCAACCAGUCGAACUUAUUACAGAAGCUACUUGAACGCCAUUCGUACGGGUGAUGUACGUAAGAUGGCUGACAAGUUCGAAACACUUAACAUGCCACCACGGAGGAAUUUUUUUGAAUUGGGCCCUCCAAGACGAAUACGCAGUGAUCCUGAGCUAAAUAGUCAUGUCUGUAAGGAGGGCAAGUCGAAACUACAUAAAAUAACUGUUCGUGACCAUGAAUCUGGAGAUGUUUCCUGGAUUACUCAUAAGUUCGAAAUGAAGAAUAGCGCAACACGAGGUCGAAGUCGAGUUCGAAAAACUACUUCCCCAAUCCCACGCAAUCCUCUUCGAAAGGAAGACCGAUUGAUGCCUCAUAUUGAUAUUAUUAGCAAAACAGCCUUGUUGAAGGAGGAAAUGAUCAAAACUAGGAGUCCACCUAGAACAUCUACCACCACAUUUAUUCAGUCCGGAGAAGUUGAACGCAUACGCAAUAAAUUCGAAUCCCCUGAAAGAACCUCCCUUCUGGGCCAGAUGUACACUUCCAGUCCUGAUAUUAGUCAACUCAGAGACAUUUCGUCCUAUUUGAAUGCCAGUUGGAUUGCCCAUAAGUAUCCAAGGAGACGAGACAAUGCACGUUCACCGAUUUUCCCGGAGCAGGGUCCUGAAAGUAUAGAAGUCAAACGUCGCGCCAUCCCACCGCGUCCAAGUUCAACAUCUCCUCCUCGAGCAAAGUCCUUGGUUACUUCUAUCUUAAAACCAUACUACGAUGUGUUCGCUGAUCAGAAAUUUGACCCGUUGAUUCACCGACCGAUUUCGCGAUAUGUUCCUGGCGAGAGGACUGAUGAUGUAUGGAAUAAAGUACGCAAUGGAUUGAAGAAAUACGGAACGUCGUCGGCCGUUACAUUCGAAGAAAAUGAUGUAAUCCUACCACCACCACCUCCACCACCGCCAAUGAAAAAUAUCCCAAUGAAUCUAAAUUUUGAAAGUGGCUAUAACUAUCACGAAGAAUCUCCUCGCCGUUACGUUGAAGGCGAUGUAAAUAUCCAUUACAAGAGUCCCAUCCGGUAUGAGUUCAAAGACGCUAUACCAGAAGAGGAGCUUGCCCGCAAACAGGCCGAGUCUAUGAAGAAACUUUACCAGGAGGAACGUCGUCGCAAAUAUCUACAGGAACUCGAAGAUAUGAACAAUCGUCGACACACCGACAACUUUAUACCAUCACAAAAAUCGCCAAUUCCGCUAAAUCGUUACGACGAUUUUCCCACGGAUGUCUCACCCAAGUCGCCUGCAUCCGCAUCCUCGUCCUCGAACUUUUCACGAACCAUAGCACGAGCUCUAUACAACUUCCAAGGACAAUCGGCCAGGGAACUGAGCUUUAAGAAAGGCGACGUAAUUUACAUAAGACGACAAAUCGACAAGAAUUGGUACGAGGGUGAACACAACGCCAUGGUCGGACUUUUGCCUGUCAAUUAUGUCGAGAUCAUAACCAAGGAUGGCAGCAGACCAGCACCACAGAAGAAACCGUCCGAGGGUCAGGCGCGUGCCAAAUAUAAUUUCCAGGCACAAUCGGCUCUUGAACUGUCCCUGAACAAGGGUGAACUCGUCACGCUGACCAGACGCGUCGACGCAAAUUGGUUUGAAGGAAAAAUAGCUAAUCGGAAGGGAAUCUUCCCUGUGACUUAUGUUGAUGUUUUAACUGAUAUUGGUGCUGAUGAUUCCGGCCGUUCAACCGUCAGUUUUGGAAACUCCGGAUCGAACAAGCCAACUGGAAAUGCGUCAUCACGUACACUAAUCACAACAAAUAAUAUUUCACCCACAUUGGAUCAAUUGCGCACAAGUCUGAAUAAUGAAUUUAACCACGUAACAAAUGGCGGACAACACCCUAAUGGUAUGCUGCGUGAAACCAAAACUACACAUAAAACAGAAGUGUUACAUGUCGACACGAACUCAGAACCGAUAGCAUAUCGCGCCAUCUACAAAUACAGUCCACAAAAUACGGACGAACUUGAGUUGUUUGAAGGUGAUAUUGUUUACGUAUUGGAGAAAUGCGACGAUGGUUGGUUCGUAGGAACGUCUCAACGGACAGGCCAAUUUGGCACUUUCCCCGGGAACUACGUUGAACGGGCUUAGAAAAACUCGAAGCCUUCAUAAAAUGUACAAACGACCAAAAGUCCAGAAACGUAAAUUUUGGUAGAAAGAAAAUUUGAGAAAAUAUCAGUCACAGAAAGUUUCUUGUUUCAUUGUUGAGCCUGUAUACCAUUGUUGAAUUUAUUGAAAUAAUCUAAUGUAAUUAUAAUUUUUUAUGAGCCCUUAUGAUUUCGCCUCUUAAGUUAUUUAUGUCGUCUAAUUAUUUACAAGAAAAAAAUCCAAAAAUAUAUCUAAUAUAGUGAGAGUAUAAUGAAUGGAACUCAAAAUGAUUAUUUAUUUAUUGUUUUUUUUAAUGGUUAAUCCACUGUUCACUCCGUUUGAAGUUGAAAACGGAGAGUAAAAAAACAAAGAAAAAAACUCGGAGAUAUUAACGACAGCCUGUUAAUGAAUUUUAUGGAAGAAUUUCAAUUUUACGCAGUUGGAAUAGUACUAAAGAUUGAAACGCACAAAAAUACAAAAAAAAAAAAUAUUAAAUAAAUUCGAAAAUAGAUUAUCUGAAAAGUUUUUAAUACAAAACCUCACCUCGAAAUCGUCGAAUUUCGUAGGAAAUUCGCCUUUCGCCAGUUACCAAAAUGCUAUAAAAUUCGAGUUCUUUGCAGUUGGAAAUUUUCAGAAAGAACCAAGAGCAAAUGCAGAUUAGAUAAAAACAUCAAAUUCAAAAUAAAAAAAAUGCUAAAUUUAAACAUUACUAGUCAUAACGAUUUCCAAAAAUUAAUUAUAAAACAACACAAAAAAAGAAACAAACCAUCAAGAAUAUUCCGCUGAGAAAAUGCUUGACCGGAAGCUGUUAUCGUAAUUGUAUAAAAGUUACUUAAAUGAUAGAGAAAUGAGUAGAGGAUCAUAGUUAAAAGUAUGUAAACUCUUGCCUUGAUCGCGAGCGACAGCUUGCCUGAAAUAAAGAAAACCCUAUCGCAUGUCUUCUUGUUAAAAA
This is a messenger RNA of Hermetia illucens (black soldier fly), 15887 nucleotides long. RefSeq names its product sorbin and SH3 domain-containing protein 2 (gene CAP). The record is from RefSeq and is a predicted model, not a curated record. The transcript has 19 exons. Gene Ontology annotation, molecular function: protein binding. The coding region runs from base 1214 to 14938 and encodes 4574 amino acids. NCBI's taxonomy places the organism in Eukaryota, Metazoa, Arthropoda, Insecta, Diptera, Stratiomyidae.